CUAACCCGCUGUCUAGCAGAAGUGGUCAUGGAGGUGCUCACACUGGGCCAGGCCCAGAGAAGCCCCUGCACAACUCUGCUCCACAAAGAGAUAUUUGAGAGAGAGCCCCAUGGCUGUGUGUCCCUUGAGGAGAAGAGAUUGCUGGGUGGGGACUUCACCAAGCAGGAUGCUGGAAAGAUGAGGUCCAGCCAGGAGAUAAGGGACAAGGAAGAGGAGGAAGCAGACAGGACCCACAAGUCUGAGGUGCGGGAACAGGCCGUCCACACACAGCUCCACAGCCAGCUCCGCCAGGAGGAGGAGAGCCAUCCAGGGAAGACCUUUGAGCAUAUGUGGGAGCAGCAUCCAGAGGGUGCCAGGGACCCCCAGAAGCGGGUGGCUGAGAAGGCCAGCGAUGAGGAGACGGCCCAGUUUCAGGCAGAGGAGAAGGGUGUGCAGCUGAUGGGCGGAGAUCACAAUCUGUGGCAGGGGGCUGAGAUGGUUGGGGGAGGAAGGCAUGAGUCCUCGAGCCAUCGUCACCAUCUGGAGCAGCUGGACACCAAGGCCAAGCAGGAGGAAGAGGCAGAGGAGGAGACAGCUUCAGAACAGGAGGAAGGCGAUGUGGACCGGCUAGAGCGCAUGAAGGAGCAGCUAAAGAAGGCCACUGCCAUGCUGGGGGAGGCGCUUGGGAGGGAAGGCUGACCCCACUCCACUCUCUUCCUUUCCCAUACUCCCUAGGG
Molecule: messenger RNA, 716 nt
Organism: Phodopus roborovskii (desert hamster)
Lineage: Eukaryota; Metazoa; Chordata; Mammalia; Rodentia; Cricetidae
Gene: Ccer2
Product: coiled-coil glutamate rich protein 2
Exons: 3
Coding region: 28-678 (216 amino acids)
Source: RefSeq, a predicted model, not a curated record